Molecule: messenger RNA, 1458 nt
Organism: Brugia malayi
Lineage: Eukaryota; Metazoa; Nematoda; Chromadorea; Rhabditida; Onchocercidae
Exons: 9
Coding region: 1-1458 (485 amino acids)
Source: RefSeq, a predicted model, not a curated record
AUGUCUGGUUCGGGCAUUUUCUGGCGAGUAUACGGAUUGCUCCUUGAGAAGUCGCUGAUGGAUGAUAUGGAUUUGGAAAUGGUGGAGGAGUAUUACUUGAAAUCUGAAGGAAAAUCGCUUAUUUCUUCCAGAUCCGUUUCAUGCUUUUCGAUAAUAUCUGUCGUUAUUGCUAGCGGAUUCUGUGCUUCUUAUCACGUGUUAGGCCUUUUGGUAUGUCCUGCACUUUUCAUUGGUUUGCUGGAAACUACCAAAUGGUUUUGUUAUUAUGUCGUAUCUUCCUACAUUAAUAUAUCAGCUGAUUUCAAUGCUGUUUUUCAUCGUAUCAUUGCUACCAUCCGGUCCCGAGAAGUAGCUUUUUUCGGAUUGCGGAAAAAGUUUGAUAUGAAUGCGACGUUGUGCUUACGUUCACUUCGACUUGAAUUGUUGAAGGCGCUUCGUUGUGAUGUUCAAUGUCAUGUGCAUAUGUCGAAAACUUUGCACAAGUGUGGUGAUUCGGAAAAGUUAUUCUGUGAGAUGUUUACAUUCGAAUUGUCACGGUUGGCUUUAGAAGGCGAUAUAUACGAAGAAUUUCUCCAGCUGUCUGCCUUAAAGGAAUUGUGGCAACUAUUAUUUCUCGUACGGAGUGAAUAUCUUCGACUUUUUCUGUUGCAUUUAUCGCGUCCUUCGCACAGACUGAUACGUAUAGUUCUGAACCUAUUUCACGAAACACUGCUUCUAAGAAACAUAAAGACCAGGCUCGUAUGUAGUCUUGAAUUUAUCAACUUUCGCAAUUGCUGUGUAGCAGAGAACAAUAUACGCAAAUUUUCGCCUUUUUUAUCAACUACCGAGAAGAUUCUAGCACAUAUCGGUUUUGCUUCAGAAAUUUUAAGUAGCGAUGAAAUACCAGAAGAGAAAAAAUUUCUGUUUGUUACUGAAACAUUGAAAAAAGCGAUUGAAUUUUGUGCUGUCGAAGCACAUAUAGAACAAGAGGAUACAAAUCACUCAAAUAUGUCAUCAAACUCUUCAAUAUCGGGAGGUACUGAUGAGCCCCAAUCUUCUGCGGAUGAGAUGCCUGUUGAAAAGGUAUAUGAAGGAUUUCCUCUUGUCUCAGAAGACAAACAAAAGGACAUAUUUCUCCCCUCAUGGCAGGAAAGCGAUUCAAAUGAAGCAGUAGCAAGAUCUGUGGUUAUAGAGCUAAAAUCACGUCUUGUUGAGCGAAUUAAAGAAUUGGACACAGCUAAAACAGCGGAAAUUGAUCAUGCUCAAGGAAUGGCGACAGCUGAAGAUGGGUUUCGAGAAAUAACAGCAACUGAUGGGAGCUAUGAUGCUGAGCGAAACGAGUUUAAUUUUUUUAGUUCAGUUUCGAAAAGUAUUGGUAGACUUCAAUCGCCUGUAAAGUUAGAUUUAAAACAAGCCAUAUCUUUUAUAAAAUCAGCGCCAAGUGUUGAUUUUAUAGAUGAUGCUGGAAAUGAAUCAUAA